Molecule: messenger RNA, 2217 nt
Organism: Alligator mississippiensis (American alligator)
Lineage: Eukaryota; Metazoa; Chordata; Crocodylia; Alligatoridae
Gene: TTLL8
Product: tubulin tyrosine ligase like 8
Exons: 12
Coding region: 1-2217 (738 amino acids)
Biological process (GO): cilium movement; protein polyglycylation; cilium assembly
Cellular component (GO): cilium
Molecular function (GO): protein-glycine ligase activity, initiating
Source: RefSeq, a predicted model, not a curated record
AUGAAUGAUUACCAGGACAAGCUAAAGAAGAGGUGUUCAGAAGAGUUGUCUUUUUCCCCCAAACUGGACAAAUAUAAGCUGACAAGAUUUUUAGCAGAAAAGGCAAUCAGGGAAAAGAAAAUUUUUGCCAUUUGUGGACCCUAUCCAGUAAUUCGGGCAAGUUUAAGGAAAAAAGGAUGGGUGGAGAAAAAACUUCCCCUGAAGAAUGAUUUACAGGACAAUACUUAUGAUGCUGAUGAUGAAGGUGACAGGAAGAAUGAAGUGUCCUGCUUUGAAAAGUCAGAUGAUAUUCAUGAUAUAAUGUCUAGGUUGGUAAGAAAUGAAGAGCCAUCCUUUUUUUGGACUAUAAAAAAGGAUGCUGUUAAUUACCGUGACUUACAUUUUGAUCAGAUGCUGAAUCAUUAUGCAAGAACUGGCUCUUUUACAACUAAAAUUGGGCUUUGUUUGAAUCUAAGAAACUUGCCAUGGUACGUGCAAGCUAAUCCAAAUACUUUCUUCCCCCGCUGUUAUGGUAUUUGCAUGGAUGUUGAGAAACAGGAUUUUAUAGAGGACUACAGGAAUACAGCAGCAUCUAACAUACUAAAAUGGGUCGUUAGUUUUAAUGUCUGCAAUAAAAAAACACAGAAGACUAAAGAAAAAGCUAGUAAAGAAGAUGUAGGCCAGAAGAAAGGUUCUGAGUGUUCUGAUGAAGAUGUCAAGCAGCUUCCUGGAAAACUAAUAGACAUGGCUUGCAAUGCAUGUGAGAUCUACCUUGGGCGAAUGGAACACAAGGACAUCGACACAGCAGUGAACUCUUCUGCCACGCUCAAUGAGGAGGAAUGGAAUGAAUUAGUUGAACAGUACUAUUCUCUGAUUCAUGAAGGUGCUGUCAUUUGUAAUGCACAUAAUUACAUUACCCAGUGCCAACACAUUCUCACUAAAAUAAUGUCGGCAAACCCGCAACGAGAUAUAGAUGGUAGCCACAAUAUCUGGAUCAUUAAACCUGGAGCAAAAUCCCGUGGGAGAGAAAUAGUGUGCAAAGAUAGACUGGAAGAUAUUUUGAAGUUAGUAGAAACAACAGAUCAAUGUCCAGUGAAAGACAGUAAAUGGGUGGUCCAGAAAUACAUUGAGACUCCGUUGUUAAUUUAUGAAACUAAAUUUGACAUCAGACAGUGGUUUCUUGUCACUGAUUGGAAUCCUCUGACUGUUUGGUUCUACAAGGAGAGCUACCUAAGAUUUUCUACACAAUGUUUCUCCUUAGACAAUCUGGACAGUUCCAUUCAUCUUUGCAAUAAUUCUAUCCAGAAACAUUACAAAAAUGCUGCAGACCGGAACCUCCUCUUGCCAUGCCACAACAUGUGGACAAGCACCAAAUUUCAGGAGUACUUACAAAAGAGAGGCCAUGGGAGUAUGUGGCAAAAUGUUGUCUACCCAUCCAUGAAAAGAGCCAUUUUCUACACAAUGAAGAUGGCUCAAGAUAAAGUUGAAGCCCGGAAGAACAGUUUUGAGCUAUAUGGGGCAGACUUUAUUCUUGGGCAAGACUUUAAACCCUGGUUAAUUGAAAUCAAUACUAGCCCAACUAUGUUCCCUUCUACUCCAGUUACAACUGAGCUAUGUGGCCAAGUGCAAGAAGAUUCACUUAAAGUUGUUCUUAGCAGGAAAUUUGACAAAAACUGUGAUACUGGCAAAUUUGAACUUCUCUGGAGACAGCCUCUCUUGGAGCUGCCGCCAUUUAACACUACUGACCUUGCAGUGGAGGGAACUGGUAUUAGGCGAUGCAGGCAGAAAGUUGCCCCUGUCACUAACUAUAAUGUUCUAGAAACAUUAGCAGGAGUUCAGCAAGAAUCAGUCCCAUAUCACUCAGCCAAUCAUGAGAAACAAAUACAGUCAAUAAUAGCUGCAAAUGAGAAGCAAAAUCUGAAAGAUCCAAAGUCUAUUGUCUACGCUAUAUCUAAGCCUCUAAAGAGGCAGCCAGAGAAAAGCAUUCAAGUGAGUGAUGUGCCCACACAGUGCAUUGGGCACACAGAUUUUGCCAGCUUCAUUGUUCAACCUACACAAAGUAUUGCAGAGACAAAUCCUGCACCUCAUAUGAACAGGGCAAAAGGAAAAAUUGAUCCAAACUUUUGGAGAGUAAGCCAAACUGCUCUUCCCUUUCAAGUUAUGAAUUCCUUCAACCGAAAAUUACCACGGUCUUCUAAAACAUCAGGUAAUAACUUGUUUAGGCAUACUACACUGUAA